Brassica oleracea var. oleracea is the source of this 1491-nucleotide messenger RNA. RefSeq names its product F-box protein At5g49610. The transcript has a single exon. Lineage: Eukaryota; Viridiplantae; Streptophyta; Magnoliopsida; Brassicales; Brassicaceae. The record is from RefSeq and is a predicted model, not a curated record. Gene Ontology annotation, molecular function: protein binding. The coding region runs from base 249 to 1331 and encodes 360 amino acids.
UCAUCUUCUUCUCCAUCGUAUACACUUGUUCAACGCUCGCGCAAUUCGAUUCAUCACUUCCUCCAUUUCCGCCAUUUCUUUCCCCACCGAUCUCCGAUUCUCACCCCGAUUCCAUCAAUGGGUUAAUCGAAAACACACAAACCCUCCUCCGACGACGUUUCAAAGCCUAGACCUUUUCUGAUUGCGGUAAGAACGAGAAAAGUUUACUCCUUUACCACUCUAGACCCCUCUUCUCCGUCGAUCCUGUAAUGGGCAACCCUAAAGGCCCUCUCUUUCCCGACGAGGUGAUCCUCCAGAUCCUCGCUAGGUUACCCGUUAAGUCCCUCUUCAGGUUCAAAUCCGUUUGCAAAGCUUGGUGCUUGUUACCUUCCGACGGUUACUUCGUCACCCUUUUCAAUCAAGUCUCUGUAAAAGAGCAAACGCUCGUCGCCGAGGUAUCGGACUCCUCCACCUUGAUCUGCGUUGAUAAUCUCAGAGGCGUCUCUGAGUUCUCGUUGGAGUUUCUUAGAGACAGAGUGAGAAUCAGAGCUUCGUGUAAUGGAUUGUUGUGUUGCGCUAGUGUUCCUGAGAAGGGUGUUUAUUACGUUUGUAACCCUUCGACUAGAGAGUUCAGGAUGUUGCCUAGGAGUAGAGAGAGGCCCGUGACAAGGUUUUAUCCGGAUGGGGAGGCGACUCUCGUUGGUUUGGCGUGUGAUGUAAGUAAGAAGGGUUUCUAUGUGGUGAUGGCUGGUUACCAUAGGUCGUUUGGGCAUAGACCUGACGGGAGUUUCGUUUGUUUGGUGUUUGACUCGGAGAGUAAUAAGUGGAGGAAGUUUGUUUCGGCGUUGGAGGGUUGUGGUGGUUUCACGCAUAUGAGUAAGAACCAGGUUGUGUUUGUUAACGGGAAGCUUCAUUGGUUGAUGAGCGGUUUGUGUUAUGUGCUUGCGCUUGAUCUUGAACACGAUGUUUGGAGAAAGGUUUCUUUGCCUGAUGAGAUCAGUUGUGGUGGGAAUAGGGUUUAUCUCCUGGAGUUGGAUGGGUUUUUGUCUGUGAUUCAGCUGUCUGAUGUGUGGAUGAAGAUCUGGAAGAUGAGAGAUUACGAGAGUGAGGUUUGGAGUGUUGUUGAUAGCAUAAGUUUGAGGUGUAUCAAAGGAUUGGUACCUGGAAUCUUCCCGAUUUGUCAGACGGGUGAGUAUGUGUUCUUGGCUACUCAUAAGCAAGUUCUUGUGUAUCAGAGACGGAGUAAGUUGUGGAAAGAGAUGUUUUCUGUAAAAGGAAGCUAUUCUCUGCCUUUGUGGUUCUCAGCUCACGCCUUUCGCAGCACCAUAGUGCCUUGUAAUUAUGCUCUAUAGUAUAGAUGUAUGUUUAUGUUGCAUUUUCUACAUUUUUCUUUUGUUUGUUUUCUUGGAUCCUUUAGGAUUUGUGAAAAUUGGUUCAAGGUUUUUAUAUCCCUCAAUAGAAACGGUUAUAUGAAAUAGUUUGUAAUCAAUGUUAAAAAAAAAAGAUAGUACG